ACAAAGUGAGGAAGAUUCAAGUCAGAGAAAUGACAGUUCUCUCUGGGAAAAACCUGACUCAGAAAGUACAAGGCCUCAAGGUCAGUUAGAGAAGCCAGAAACUGCAACAUUAGAUAAGGAGUCACAGGGAGAGCUAAAUGAUACAGAAAGCUCCUAGGGAAAGACACCUGGAGAUAUGGAGAUCAACAAAAGUCUUCGUUUACAGAUUAGAGCAGAAAAUAGGCAACGCCUGUCAGAGCGCUUACGUAGGAAAGUUGAGAAAUUUCAUGGGAAAAGAAAUAAUUUCAUGGGCUCUUAUUAAUUGGCAAGUGGUUUACCUAAGAGUUAGUUCAGACAACGUAGCAUCCAAGUGAGAAGCUAGGCCUGAGUUCUCUGGUUCUUGUUUCAAGUUAAGCCUUGGUUUUGGAUUGAAGUAUCUUGGAAGUUUUCUGUGUUCUUGUUUUUGUAUUCUUGCUCAAGUUCUUGCUAAGUAUAUCCUUGCUUGUGGAUUUAUGCUGUACCUGUGACUUUCUGGCUAUUCUUGGACUAAAUUGCCUUGGGAUUUGCAUGAGACGCAUUAAUUACUGUCUGGUUAUCACCUAUUGCUGACCCUUUUUUGAAUUAUACACCUUCAUUUCUUAUUCCUGACUUUUCAUAUAUUUUUGUGUGUUCUUCAAUAAAUUGUUUGCUUAUAUGCUGAACUCUUGUGUGGUGCUGUGGUCAUAGGGGUUUCCAGGCCUGGGGUGCAACAGGAAACUGCUUCCUUUUGGGAGAAGGCCAAGGCAGAGAAAUUCUGCCUUUUCUCUGUCUCCUAUUUGAAUUUCAUUAUUUUCUCCCUGCAGUGGCUUUAAAUUCUUUUUUCAGCUCUUUAGCAAGUUUGAGCCCAUUCUGUGCUUUAGGUUUUCUGACAUUCUCCCUACACAUGCUGGGCACUCAUUUGAAUUCGUCUUUGAUGAUUUCCACUUUUUUCUAUUUCUUGUGCAUGCCCCUUUUAAAUCCUAGUUCAGUUUAAAGAGAGGGUCCUUUAAAAUUCUCAGUCAGAAAAGUCCUGGGCUUGCCUAACCUACAAACCCCAGAAUUCUGCAGGAGGCAGUAACUGGAUUUAAAGUGGAUAGAUACUUGGUGUGAUGAAGUCCUAGCUCACCGAAAGGACACCGAUUGGAUUUCCAUGGCCAAGUGGGGAAUUGAACCCAGAACUAUAGUCCAGCACUCAAACUGUUACAGCACACUUGCUCUCUAAGGCAGCUGCAUCAGAAACUGGAUUAUAUGGCAGUGUAGAUGGAGCCUAAGGAGGCCCAACAUCAAAUCCACCUUUAAAUAAAAGGACCACUUGUCUCUGUAGUACGUAGCUCUCAGUCUCAGCCUAAUAUGAACAAGUCUGUGUGACAUGAAAAAGAGGGAGAAGAGACAAUUUUAAGAUUCAAAGUACAAACACUGGAUAAAAAGUUAUAGCCAAUGGUUUUCAACCUGUGGGUCCCCAGAUGUUUUGGCCCUCAACUCCCAAAAAUCCUAAUAGCUGGUAAACUGGCUAGGAUUUCUGGGACUUGUAGGCUAAAACACCUGAGGACCCGCAGGUCGAGAACCACUGAACUGGGCAAUCUCCAAUGCAUGCAGUGAAAGAGAUUUUUUUGUGUAGCUGCUGUUGCACCCAAUCUUUUAAAUGUGCAAAUUGCACUGCCAUCUCUAUAAGGGCAAAUUCAUAUAGGCAACUUUUCUCAACUAUUUUUUUCUUCAAUGAAACAAACCUACAGUCAAAUAUUCAAUCAAAGACAGAAAUAUACCAGACAGCCAAUUCUCUCACACCAGAAGCGACUUGCAGUUUCCCAAGUUGCUGCUGACACGUGAAAAAAGCCCUACUAAACUCAACCUACACAGAACAAUGAAAACUAAUUUAUGAGUCUCACACUUUCUGGCUGUUGGUUUUUAUUUCUUAAUUUACUGUUCCCUUGAAAGAUCCCUAACCACUCCUAUACUUCCAAUAACCCACUUCUAUGUCAGAAAACAAUAAUAGAAUUUUGUCCACAUCUUCGGAGGAAAAAGGUGAUAACUACCGUCGCACAUCCCAAUCUUCCUCGAAAUUGGUCAAGAACUUCUCCUUGAUUAACUUAGUCAGUACUUUUGAGGCAAGUGUUUCUGUUUUGAGAGGAGGAACAGACUUCAUUGAGGCUAAAGAGGUCAUGGUUGAAACUACAUCUACUACUUCUGUUAUAUAGUAGUCAUAUUCAAAUGUUGCUGCUAAUGCUGCUGAUGAUGGUGAUGAUCAUUAUGGUGGUGUUUAUUUUAAAUCCUACAUUUUUAGGGAUUUAAUCUGACUUGCAAAAGAAUUAGAAUACACACACACACACACACACACACACAACCAGUAUAAACACAAUUGCUAAAAGCUACAGCCCUAUGAGCAUUCACUUCCUUGUUGGAAAGAGGGUUCCAGAGCCUAAGAGCAGCCGUAGAAAAGGCUCUUUCCUGCAUUCCCAUAAAACAGACCUAUGAAUAUGGUAGGAUGGAGAGCAGAGAAAAAUAAAGGACAUAGCAAUCAUGGGCCCAGUAUCUUUGGCUACCCACUCAGCAUCUUCUUCAUCGUCAUCAAUGAAUUCUGUGAAAGAUUCUCCUAUUAUGGAAUGCGAGCUGUGCUUGUCAUCUACUUCAAGUUUUUUCUCAGUUGGGAUGACAAUCUGUCAACAGCCAUUUACCAUACAUUUGUAGCUCUGUGCUAUCUAACCCCGAUCCUAGGAGCACUGGUGGCUGACUCCUGGCUGGGAAAGUUCAAGACCAUUAUUUCCUUGUCCAUCGUGUACACAGUUGGGCAAGCAGUUUUGUCAAUAGGUUCCAUAAAUGAUUUGAUGGAUGGAGACCGGGAUGGUACACCUGAUAACCUACAAAUUCCCGUAGCUCUCUCUAUGAUUGGUUUGGUCCUGAUUGCUUUUGGAACUGGUGGAAUCAAGCCAUGCGUCGCAGCUUUUGGUGGAGAUCAGUUUGAGGAACAUCAGGAAAAACAAAGAAGCAGGUUCUUUUCUAUUUUUUACUUGUCCAUUAAUGCUGGAAGCCUCCUCUCUACUAUAAUCACCCCAAUGCUGAGAGGGGUGGAAUGUGGAAUUCACGUGAAACAAAAAUGUUAUCCUCUGGCAUUUGGAGUCCCUGCUAUCCUAAUGGCUAUUGCACUACUUGUAUUCGUAGUAGGAAGCAGAAUGUACAAGAAGGUUGAACCUCAGGGCAACAUUAUGGUCCAAGUUGCUAGCUGCAUUACGUUUGCUAUUGGAAACAGAUUUAGGCAUCGCAGCAAACAAUUUCCUAAAAGGGAACAUUGGUUGGACUGGGCUCGUGAGAAGUAUGAUAAACGACUUAUUCUCCAGACUAAGAUGGUUUUGAAAGUUUUGUUCCUGUAUAUUCCUCUCCCUAUGUUUUGGGCACUUUUUGAUCAGCAGGGAUCCCGAUGGACACUGCAAGCCACAACAAUGGAUGGAGAUUUUGGUCUUGUCCAAAUUCAACCAGACCAAAUGCAGACUGUGAAUCCAAUUCUUAUUGUUAUAAUGGUCCCAAUUGUGGAUGCCGUGGUUUACCCUCUGAUUCAGAAAUGCCACAUAAAUUUCACGCCUCUGAGGAAGAUGACAGUGGGCAUGUUGCUGGCAGCUCUGGCUUUUGUGGUUGCAGCUGUAGUACAAGUACAAAUAGAUAGAACUCUUCCAAUCUUUCCUGAAGCAGGCACUUCCCAAGUCAGAGUAAUAAAUCUUGGAAAUGAUAAAGUAACUGCUAAUUUUUAUCCUGAUGGGAGGAGUGUUGAUCUGUCUUCUUUGACCUGGACAGAAUACUUGAACUUCGAAACAGCAAAGUUAAAUAGUACUAACAAUGUUGUUAUAACCAAUGGAAGUGAAACUCUAAACAAAGCAUAUCCUUUUGAUGGAAAAGAACGACAUACUCUUAUAAUAACCAACAGAGGUCGACUCCAAUCUCAACUGCUUUUCGAUGGCAUCACAGAAAAACCAGAACAAGGAGACAAUAAGAUCAGAUUCAUAAACAACUUGGAUGUACCUAUCAAUAUCUCUAUGGGUGGUACUGAUUUUCCGUAUGUGUCAUUUUUUUCUGCCACAAACUACACAAAUUUUCAAAGAGGAAAAAAAAGUAUUACUAUCCACACAGAUAGCUACAACUGCACAACUAGAUCUUUGCCAUUUGGAUAUGGCAGCGCUUAUACUAUUAUAGUAGAGGGGUGUGAGGGCAAUGAGCUAAAACUCAGAUAUGUUGAAGAUAUUCAAGCCAACACAGUCAGUAUGGCUUGGCAAAUCCCCCAGUAUUUCCUAAUGACUUGUGGCGAAGUUGUCUUCUCAGUGACCGGGCUAUCGUUUUCAUACUCACAGGCACCUGCGAACAUGAAGUCUGUGUUGCAAGCUGGUUGGCUAUUGACUGUGGCCGUUGGCAAUAUUAUUGUCCUUAUUAUAGCAGGAGCAUCAAAACUAGAGGAGCAGUGGACAGAAUAUGUUUUAUUUGCCGCUUUGCUUCUCGUAGUUACUGUCAUUUUUGCCAUCAUGGCAUAUUUUUACACCUAUGUGGACCCAGCUGAGGUCGAAGCACAACUUGUAGAGGAGGAAAACAGGAAGCGUGAAAAGGGUCUACCUUUGCCAGAAUAUGGAUCCACUGCACAGACUAAGAUGUGAACACACAUAGGAGGCUGAAUGUGAGAGUGUGGGCUGCUAACCCAAGAACUGUGUGUCUCUAGCGUGAGACCUGUGCGUGCCACACUGCUAUUGGAUAAGCUGAGCAGAGAGGCAUUCAGCGCGUCAGAAGAAGCCUCACAUCCUUCUUGGGCCAAAGAUCAGGAAAUUUGUUCUGUGAAGAAAAUGAAGAAAACCCCGGUUUGUCCUCAGACUUUGCACUUUAAAAAGGAGAGGGGGGUUAAAUCCAACUGCACCUGCCACAAUGAAAAGAUAUUCAAAGUAUUAUUUUUAUACAGGACGGCUUUAAUUUUAUAUUGUAGUCAAAGGAAAGUACUCCCUGAUCUAUGCACUUGUUUUCCAAGCAGAGUACUGGGGGCUUAAAGGGUUUUUAAUGUUGUCAUGCAAAUAAUGAACGUAUUUUUCCAAAAAAAACAUGCACCUGAGCCAGCUGAAUGUUUACAACCCUUGUGUUGCACAAUAAAUAAACCUCUUCCUUCACUUUCUUCUGGAGGAUUCUGCCAAAACUAAAUUAUUGGGACAACAGUGGUAGAAAUGAACAAAGAGGAAUUUAAAAAAGUGAAAUAAAUCUUUGAUUGUAACA
Molecule: messenger RNA, 5229 nt
Organism: Anolis carolinensis (green anole)
Lineage: Eukaryota; Metazoa; Chordata; Lepidosauria; Squamata; Anolidae
Gene: slc15a1
Product: solute carrier family 15 member 1
Exons: 23
Coding region: 2466-4628 (720 amino acids)
Biological process (GO): dipeptide import across plasma membrane
Cellular component (GO): plasma membrane
Molecular function (GO): dipeptide transmembrane transporter activity
Source: RefSeq, a predicted model, not a curated record